GGGUAAUUUUGCAAAUUUCAGUUCACCACUCUGCAAAACCCUAAUCCCACCUAGAUAUAAAAACUAAACAAAACGGUGCCGCCAUUCCUCACUCUGCAGCAGCACCUUUAAACGCCGAAGGUUCAUCCAAUCUCCGAAGGCCUUCACCGGAUUGCAACCAUGUCGAGGAGAAAGGUUAGAGAGCCAAAGGAGGAAAACGUGACUCUGGGCCCAGCUGUUAGAGAUGGUGAACAUGUUUUUGGAGUCGCUCGCAUCUUUGCCUCCUUCAAUGACACCUUCAUUCAUGUCACUGAUCUGUCUGGGAGGGAAACACUUGUCCGCAUCACUGGCGGGAUGAAGGUUAAAGCUGACAGAGAUGAAUCAUCUCCAUAUGCUGCUAUGCUUGCUGCGCAGGAUGUUGCUGCUAGAUGCAAGGAACUGGGCAUAACUGCUCUUCAUAUCAAGCUCCGUGCCACAGGUGGAAACAAGACAAAAACACCAGGUCCUGGUGCUCAAUCAGCUCUUCGAGCCCUUGCUCGUUCAGGAAUGAAAAUUGGUCGCAUAGAGGAUGUGACCCCCAUUCCUUCCGAUAGCACACGGAGAAAGAGUGGUAGAAGGGGUAGAAGGCUUUAAGCUUCUUAUGGUAUAUGACUGGAGUUGCCAUAUUUUAAUUUCCAUGUCAAACAAACAGAUUUGUGCCAUUUUGAAAUUUUCUUCAAUCAGAACUUCUUUUGUAUUUCUUGAGGUUUUGAACAGAAUUUAGUUGAGUAUUUAGGCAUUAUUGUCAGAGAUUGUUGAAAGUUUUACAUGUUGCUUCGUGGCUUGGAAAGAAUUGGAAUACUUGAUAGAAUGUUUUUCGUUGGAGAUAAGUCAACAAGACACAUUGGAGUAAGUUAGCAAUAUCCAUACGUUUUCUUGCAUGUGAUGAAUGAUUAACAGAUGAAGUACAAACUUGUGAUA
Messenger RNA from Glycine soja, 939 nucleotides. RefSeq names its product 40S ribosomal protein S14. Gene Ontology annotation, molecular function: mRNA 5'-UTR binding; structural constituent of ribosome; small ribosomal subunit rRNA binding. Bases 160 to 612 code for a protein of 150 amino acids. The transcript is spliced from 6 exons. NCBI's taxonomy places the organism in Eukaryota, Viridiplantae, Streptophyta, Magnoliopsida, Fabales, Fabaceae. Gene Ontology annotation, cellular component: ribosome; cytosolic small ribosomal subunit. Gene Ontology annotation, biological process: translation; ribosomal small subunit assembly; maturation of SSU-rRNA from tricistronic rRNA transcript (SSU-rRNA, 5.8S rRNA, LSU-rRNA). The record is from RefSeq and is a predicted model, not a curated record.